GCGAUAGGAGUGAAUGGCGGAUGCCGUGAUCCCCAGUGGUGGCGAGAUGGAGCCGGAGCAGCAGCAGCGGACGGAGAAGACCAGCGCGGGCCUCCUCGGGGUGGAGAGUAAUAGAGCAGGAGCCGCUGAGGACACCACACAAAAUGGCGGACGCUCUGAGAGCAGUAGCAGUGGGGAGGCGCUGCUGGUGGCUGCUGUUGCUGCAGAGGACAAGGUCCCCCCAAACCUCAGCAUCAGUAGCAGCAGCCAGCGCAGGAGCAGCAUCUCAACGGCAAAUGAACAACAACAGCAGCAGCAGCAGCCGCCCAGCGGUGUGUUGGGGGGGCCUCCCCCUCUCCCUAAGCCCCCAGAAGACCAGCCUGUUAGGAGGAACUUUCAGAUCCCCAGGAAGAGCAGAGAAAAGAAAGCACUCUUUCAGCCAGUAGCUGUAGGCUCUCGAGAAUUUGAGGAUGUUGUGAAGAUUCUGCAUUCAUCUUACUUGGAACCAAGUUCAGUGUCCAAUUUUAGUUACAAGAGAGCCAGCUUAGUUCAUAGUGAACUGUUGGAAAAGGAAUUCACAGAAAAACGCAGAGAGCUGAAAUUUGAUGGGCGCCUAGAAAAAGAGCUUUCCGAAACCUAUGCAUUUCUGAUGGUUGAUCGACCUCAGAUCCAAGGCAUAUGCGAAAAGGGGCUGCAGGUGGGCCACUCCAAAAUAACAAUUCUUGGCAGCCCUUCCAUGGGUGUAUAUAUCUCCAGGUAUGCUGAUUUAUUGCAGCCUAAUCCUCUAGAAGCUGGAGCAACUGGAGAUGUGAUUGUUUUUAAAAUAAUAAAGGGAAAAAUGAAAAGCAUAUAUGACCACAUCGGUUUAAAAGCAAUGGAAUCAACAGUAAAGAGUGCGUUAGAUCCAACACCAAAGCACGAGUGUCAUGUUUCAAAGAAUGCAAAUAAAGUAACCUCCUUGUUGGCUUAUCGAGCCUACGAACUUACUCAGUACUAUUUUUACGAAUACGGCUUUGAUGAGAUAAGGCGAAGACCAAGACAUGUUUGUCCUUAUGCUGUUGUUUCUUUUACUUAUAAAGAUGAAAUGGUGCAAGUACCAAAAUUCUUGCCCCCAUCAAGAUCAAACAGCUUCAACACAGACAGAAGUACAGAUAAAUCUAACUAUACAUUAUGGAGGGGACAGCUUUGGAAUAAAGGCAAACUUUUGUGCCACGUUUCCUUGAAAUCAGCAGCACGUCCUUUCCUUCCAUGCAAGCUUCCUGAGAAGCUUGAGGUUGAAAAAGUUGUGAGCAUUGAUCAAUUGAAGAAAAAAAUUUCACCAGCAUUGUUCUAUAAAGAAACUUACCUAGGAGCAAAAGAAGUGUUGAAGAACGGCAUGUACUGUAGCCUUUAUGAAGUUGUGGAGAAGUCCCGUUCUGGUAGUCACUUGGAAGGUUUACUUCAAAAACUAGAGAAAGAGAAACUUGUUCUUGUGAAACCACUUCUGGACAGAGGAUUUCUUUUUCUUCUUUCUCCUUGGCAAAUGAUGUCCCCUUACGACCACCAAACUGGACGGCCCCGCAUGCUACAUGCAUUGUUUCUGUUUCCAGAACCUAGAGGUAUAAUGAGCUCAACACAAAAAAGUGUUCCAUUUGGAACACAGAAAAAUUCAACUACCAUGGUUUUGCACGAAAAUCAGGAAAUCAUUCCAGAAUUCACAAAGUUUAUUCAGUCUCUACAUUUUGCUUUAAUCCAGUCUCGUAAAGACGCUACUGCAGAUUUCAAUGCUGUUGUGGAAAAGUAUAUAAAUGAGUAUUUGAAAAGAUGCUGUAGUGGCUCUGGAAAAUAUAGGGAAUUUGUAUUAUAUCGGUAUGAAUCACGGUUGGAUGACAAAAAAUUUCUUUAUUCUGCUCCAAAAAAUAAAUCUCAUCUUGACAGCUCCUUGCAAAACUAUAUUUUUGGUUGUGAGGGAUAUCAACUACCUGUUUCUAGAGCUAAGGAAUUGAUGGAGGGAAAUCGGAAACUUCAACAGUUCAGUCCCAUCUCAGAUUAUGAAGCCACAGAAGAAGAUUCUGAUUUUGCCCAUGCAAAAAGCGCGAAAAGAAUCCGUGCAAAAUACGAAGCCACUGCUGCCAAGCGAAAACUGCCUCACUCUGGAGAUUAUGACCCUGAUAGACUCAAAGAACUUAUUAACUUAAUCCAGUGUAGGAAAAAAAAUGUAGGUGGAGAUUCUGACUCUGAAGACUUUAGAAAUAAAAGUGGUCUGAAAAGGAAGCUGGAAAAACAGUCUGAAAAUUUGCGGAAAUACUUAAAAAUGAGUGAAUCUUCAGAGAAUAGUUGUCAGUAUGAAGGGGGCAGAACCUCGGAUUCGCCACACUCUGUUUUCUCAAUUAAUACUGGUCUUGGUGGACAUGAUACUGACUUGAGGCAGCAAGAUGUAUUCGACCCUGCUGUUACUGACACACAUGGCCUCAUUAAACUGCUUUUAGAAACACUAGCUAGUGCAGGACACUUGGAUUCAUCGUUGGCACGGUCUGUAAAUCAAGCUUUAGGAUUAAGCACUGAUGAAAUUGAAGAGGAUAUGAGACAAAAAUAUGAAUAUGAAUCCAUUCCAGCGCAGGACAAAGAUGAUCAUGAGCUGCCUAAUACUGCUCAGGCUGAAAAUGUUAACUUUAAGGACCCACAGAGCCCAGUGAUACUGGAAACUGAUGCGGCAUGCUUACCCUACCCUGUUGAUGUUGAUCUACGGCUUUCAGCUAAUGAAGUAGGCCUUGAACACACACUACGUUUAAAAGAAGCAAGCACUGGAAGUGUAAGUAGUUUUGAAGACUACAGUCCCUGUCCUAGUACACCUAUAGAACAUGUUUAUCGCAGGCAACAUUCCAACUCAAAUAAUAUAGGAGAAGUUGGAAUGCACUGGAAACUUAUUCCAAUUACAGGUCUGAAAUCACCAGAAGAACCACUGGUGUAUUUACCGCCAAAGGAUGCCUUUCCUAAUGACCCCCGGGUAAUAAAUAGACAGAGAAGUUCUGAUUAUCAGUUUCCAUACUCUCCAUUUUCAGACACACAAAAGGGGACAGCAGAAGAUGGACUUUAUACAAGACAAGUGGAGAAACUUGAAGAUCAGUGUGGGCUAGCAGAUCACCCUUUUACAACUAAGCAUUCCAUUAGUGCAGUAAUAGAGACUACACUAUUAGAAGAAUAUAAUCUCUUUGCAAGAAAGAUUCAAGAAAUUUUGCAGCAAAAGAAUAUUGCUUAUGUUAGUGGUAUGUCCACACCAGUCUUCUCUGCCCGAGAGAGGAUAAUGAGACUUUCUGAAUACAUAUGUUUACAGGCAUCAGAGGUUUCUGUCCAAGAAUAUAUAGAGACACUGAGUGAAAAGUUGCAUAGUGUUAUUUUGUCGUCUUCGUGCAUUAGGCAUACUCCACCAAUUCAGUCGAGUCCCGAAUCAGCCGAAGUGGUUAGUAACGCUGCACUGAAUCCUCCACCCGACACGUUACCUGUUUGCAGGGACUCUGACACGGCGUUGUUAUCAGAGCCAUUGUGUAAUAACGUGGUGGAAGAUCUGGAUUCUACUGAGCAGCGUUCGUCGAGCUUACCCUUGGUGAAGGAGGAAGUAGAUCACGUGAAUGCUAAAACAGAGGAUAUGUUGACAUCUGAUCAGACCUCUUCCAGUGGUGAUCUGAUGGAGCCACCAGAAAAGACACAGAAAUCCCCAGACAACUUAAACAUUUCAACCCAACCAGCCCUUUCUGAUUUUAUAAGCCAGUUAAAACCUGAAGUAUUUAACAGUUUGGUCAAAAUUAUUAAAGAUGUACAGAAAAACACUGUGAAAUUUUAUAUUCAUGAAGAGGAAGAAAGCAUUCUCUGCAAGGAAAUCAAGGAAUACCUUACAAAGUUAGGUAAUACAGAGUGCCAUCCGGAACAGUUCCUUAAAAGAAGAGCUGCUCUAGAUAAACUGUUGAUAAUUAUCCAAAAUGAAGACAUCGCCAACCUCAUCCAUAAGAUACCUGGCUUAGUAACUUUGAAGAGGCUUUCUUGUGUCAGCUUUGCGGGUGUCGAUAGUUUGGAUGAUGUGAAAAACCACACUUACAAUGAGUUGUUUGUGUCUGGUGGUUUUGUUGUGUCAGAUGAAUCUGUCCUUAAUCCAGAGUCCAUCACUACCGAUAAACUAAAACAGUUCUUGAAGUUUCUGGAGGAUCUCAAUACCCCGGAUGGGAAAUGGCAGUGGAAAGUCCACUGCAAAAUACAAAAAAAACUUAAAGAGCUGGGGAGAAUGAAUGCUAAUGCCCUGAGUCUGCUGACCCUUCUGAAUACCUAUCAAAAGAAGCACUUGGUUGAGAUUCUGUCUUACCAUAAUUGUGAUUCCCAAACUCGAAAUGCUCCAGAAUUGGACUGUCUUAUCAGGCUUCAGGCUCAAAACAUACAACAGAGACAUGUUGUCUUCUUAACAGAAAAGAAUCUCAAAACACUUUCAAAUUAUGUUGAUAAUGGAAUAGUGGUUGCUACUGUUGAUGACUUUAUGCAAAAUUUUAAAAGUCUCGUUGGGUAUCACAACUCGGUUACUGAAGAAAACAGCCUUCCUCCCUCUGAUGCUCACAAAAGACAAUCAGUUCUUGAUGAAAAGGAUGAGGAGGACAUGUCUCUGGAUUCAGGGGAUGAAGCAUCACAAAUAGAAAUCUGCAAUGAUGCCUCUAAGUAUGACACUCAUUUGGAAGCUUUGCAGACAGAGGCCAAGGGCUCACAUGGAGUAGAUGCAAAAGAAAGCUGCUUAUCAGUUACAGAGUUAUCUCCUGAAGCACAAAUUGGCUUGAUGGAAAAGACUUGUAAAACUGACUUGGAAGAGAUACAACCAAUUACUCCAGUUUCUACAACAUGCUCUGCUGAAGGAGAAAAACACAAUUCAGUUGAACAAGCUCCUUUCAAUAACUUCCCAGUUUAUAGUAGACAAUUGAACAUGUCCCAUCAAUUCAGUCACUUUAACGUACUCACUCAUCAGACUUUUCUGGGAACCACAUACCCCAUUUCUUCUGCAAGUCAAAACCAAGAAGGGGGCAAUUAUUUUCUAUCUGCUUACAGUCAGAGCAUGGAUACAGAAAAGUCAUCAUCGCCUGGUGGUUGGGAUGUAAAUUGUGAUUCUUCCAGGCCGUAUUCAAAACAGAAAUAAACUCCUGAGUCUCUUUUUAUAAGUUGCUGUGGACUUUUCUGUUUCUAAAAUGGUGGAUUAACAAUUUCUAUUUUAUUCCGGAACAAAAUGUUUCUUGUCCUUUAUCUCAAAUGUUUUCUUGUCUUAUUUAAAUCCUGAUGGCCUGUACCUGUUAGAAGCAUCUGAAAAUUGAAAUAAAUAUAUAUAUUUUUUAACAUUUACUGUACUUGAAUUAUCUUGUUUGUUGGCACUUUUAAGUUUCUACAUUUGUAUUUGAUCUGUACCUGGGCUUCAGUUUGAGGUCUGUUUUAAUGUAAAACUGAAUGUUUGCCUAAAAUAUGUGAAACAGCGAGGUUUUUUUUUAACUGUAAGAGUAUCCAAAUCACUUUUCUUUACAUAAAUAUCAAAACUUAUGUAUUUAUUUGACAUUUGACACAACUUUUGUACAAAUGUUUUUACACGGCUAUAAGGCAGUGUAGUUAUUUUAAUGACUAUAUACUGGAUUUUGGCUAAAUACCUCAAUUAGAGUAACCAAUGGUGCAGUUCCAUUACAAAAAUAAAAUAAACUUAAUGCACAAGGGACUUGCUAACACAUUGCAUUGUCUGUGGUUUUUAUAUUGUUUUCAAAGUACGUGAGAAACAUACCCAAACUUUUAUUUCAUGAUAGCACUUAUUUUCCUGUUUGUAGUUUCAUUUUAGUGCUUUUAUGUAGGAUGUGCGGUUUAAUAGCAGACGACAGUGUUUGAAACACUCACAAAAUUAGUUGGGACAAAUAUUAUUGGUUAAAAAAGAGUAGCUUUUAAAAACCCAACCAACCAACCCCAUAGACUGUUCCCUAAAGUUGAAUGUCUUUCCUUCUCUUAACAGUUGUUUGAUUUGUUUAAAUUACGAACAAACCAGUACUAGCCUAGUGUAGCAGUUGUUACCCUUCCCCCCACAA
Molecule: messenger RNA, 6044 nt
Organism: Gymnogyps californianus (California condor)
Lineage: Eukaryota; Metazoa; Chordata; Aves; Accipitriformes; Cathartidae
Gene: TASOR
Product: transcription activation suppressor
Exons: 23
Coding region: 14-5125 (1703 amino acids)
Biological process (GO): negative regulation of gene expression, epigenetic; protein localization to heterochromatin
Cellular component (GO): heterochromatin; nucleoplasm
Molecular function (GO): chromatin binding
Source: RefSeq, a predicted model, not a curated record